This is a messenger RNA of Dentiscutata erythropus, 1131 nucleotides long. The record is from the annotation of a GenBank genome assembly. NCBI's taxonomy places the organism in Eukaryota, Fungi, Glomeromycota, Glomeromycetes, Diversisporales, Gigasporaceae.
AUGGUACCAAAUAGUUUCAAAUCUAUUGCAAAAAUUCGUUACGAGCAAUUAAAUUCUCGCAGUUUUUGUCUUAUUGGAUGCUAUGGCCGAAAUGAACUUAUUUUUUCUUAUAAUAAAUACUUUAUUAUCAUCGAAACCGAUGUAAAUUUACGUCCUGGCAUCUAUCUUCAAAAACUUCCUUCUAACAAUGAGGAGGAUAGCUCUGGUAAUUCUCGAUUCUUACUUAUUCAUUGGAGUGAAGACGACUGUUAUGAAAGUUCCGCAUCAUCACAUAAAAAGAAAAUUAUGACUAAUUUGCAUAGGUAUAAACAAAAUUAUUUUAUAUUAAAUACUGCUCAUCAACUAUGCUUGAUGUCAGAUAAAGAUUUAGAAUGUAUUAACUGGCAAAUGUUUGAGGAUGAAGAUGACGAAGGUGUUUAUCAUGAAAAACUAGCCAUGAAAUUCAAUCCUAGCGAGCAUAACGAUAGCCCACAAUUACACCCUUUAAUAGUAGAAUCUACUUUUAGUCCAAUGUUGAUAACACGAGAAAUGUUACCAACAUCAAAAACAGUGACUUCGGGUGUUGAAAAGUUUGAUUCGGCAAACAAAUUUCGUGAAUAUUUUCAAAAGAAACUUGAAACGAAAAAGUAUUCACUUUUAAUCGAUCGUAAUAAGGUUACAAUGGCCAAACUAAAGAUCAUUAUAAAGGAUGGUUUAGAACUUCCUUAUUUAUUAACACCAUAUCUCGCUGAUUUGACCACAUUCGAAGAAAAAAAACUUGUUGAAGAAAAUAAACUUAAGGAAAUGUUCCAGGACGACAUGAAUGUUGUUAAGAAAAUGGCGUUAAUGAUUUUAAAGAAAACUUAUAUACGUCUUACAUAUUCUGAUCAAGAAGAAACUAUUAGUGAUGAAACUAUAAAAAGAAUUAAUCAAACAUAUGCCAAAAUGCUAGCUGAGAUUCAUGAGGCUAUAAAUAACAUCAGUCACACUCAAUGGAAUGAUUAUAAAACCCGAUUCAUCUUUGCCAAAAAUUAUGCUAAAGACAACUCAACUUUAAAUUCAACCGUUGAAAAUGACCAUUCACAGUUAUCUGCUGAUAUAGCUAAUGAGCAGGGACUGAAAAAUUUACCCCGAUCACGAAUAUAUUUCUAG